Molecule: messenger RNA, 3559 nt
Organism: Melanotaenia boesemani (Boeseman's rainbowfish)
Lineage: Eukaryota; Metazoa; Chordata; Actinopteri; Atheriniformes; Melanotaeniidae
Product: alpha-2-macroglobulin-like protein 1
Exons: 29
Coding region: 13-3537 (1174 amino acids)
Cellular component (GO): extracellular region
Molecular function (GO): endopeptidase inhibitor activity
Source: RefSeq, a predicted model, not a curated record
AGCCCUCCAGAAAUGGAAGUAGUCGAGUUAAGUGGCCUAUGUGACACAAAGACAAAUAAGGCUAACAAAGCAGGCUGUGCCACUUUUGAAUUCAAGAUGUCAACUUUCACCAGAACAGACCAAAAGAUUAUAACGGAUAAGCUGGAAGUCAGUGCUACAGCGUAUGAGGAUGGGACAGGUAUUUCAAGCAUACAGAAGACGAACAUAAGACUCACGUAUAAAAUUGGAAGUCUGUCUUUUGUUGACACUCCCUUGUUUUAUGCCCAAGGAUCAGACCUAGAAGGAAAAGUUAAAGCUGUUUACCACAAUGAUACGCCCAUUCCUGACAUGCCGUUGUACUUGUUUGGGAGGGGAAUGCGGCUGCAGAAUCUCACUACUGACAGCAAUGGAGUGGCCACAUUUUCAUUAAGUACAAAUGAAUUCAGGGGGCAUAUGGAACUCCAUGUGGACAACACACCAAUGCUGGAACACCCUGGAUACAGAAAUACUUUACAUAAGGGUAACUGGCCUACACUGUCAGAAUCCCUCCUCCUCCACCCUUCCCCCAAUAAGAAAACAGUCAGUUCUCUGGAGGUGAAGACUAAUUAUGAACGACUUCCUUGUGGCAAAGAAGAGGACAUCUCCAUCAGAUACACUGAAGUGAAAGAAGAACAGGGCACUGUUCAUGUGAUGUACCUGGUCUUAUCCAGAGGAGCCAUCAUCAUGCAAGGACAAAAACAGUUCCAAGUUCAAGAUAAUCAAAUGAAUGAAGGAGAAGUGUCAUUCAAGUUGAAAGUAUCCCCAGACAUGGCUCCGGAGUUCCAGGUUGUGGCUUAUGCCAUCCUCCCCAGCAUGAAUGUGAUUGCUCACAAGGCCGACUUCUUUACUGAGAAGUGCUUCAAGAAUAAGGUGUCGCUGGAGUUUUCCCGAUCGUCAGCUGUCCCAGGAGAGCAAACCAAAAUGCAGCUGACAGCUCAGCCAGACUCUCUGUGUGGUUUAAGUGCCAUUGACCAGAGCGUUCUCAUCAAGGAGCCUGGGAAGACACUAAAUGUAGAGAAGAUAUUUAACAUGCCACAUGUCAGGAGGGUGUCUAUCCCGUAUGAGAUUCGAGAACCCAUAGAGUGUUUACACGUGAGACCAAAAACAUCCGUUUUGCCAUAUCCAUAUCCUGAAGACGACACAAAUGCUGCCCAAAGCGUUUUUGACAAUGUAGGACUGAAGAUGGCUACAAACUUGAUCUUAAAGCUGCCCAUAUGCCUCAAAUUCAUGGGAAAAGAAUACAAUAGAGAUCUACAUGGUGUUUAUGGUGUUCAUGGAGUACUUGUCCCAAUGGAACGAUCUCCAGGUAGACCUGGUUCUGGUCAAACAUUCUCUCCUAUGGAUGCUGAACCAAUAGAAAAAGUCCGCUCUUUCUUCCCUGAGACUUGGAUAUGGGACCUGGUGCAAGUCGGAGAGUCUGGAAAGAAGAAUGUGUCCUUCACCGUCCCAGACACCAUCACCACCUGGGAGACAGAGACUUUCUGUUUGUCCCCUCAAGGCUUCGGAUUGGCUCCUCAUUCGAAGCUUACCGUCUUCCAGCCCUUCUUCCUCGAGCUCACGCUGCCCUACUCCAUCGUCCGGGGGGAGAACUUUGAACUGAAGGCGACUGUUUUCAACUACCUGACCAGCUGCAUUGUGGUGAAAGUGACUGCAGCCCCUUCCUCAGAUUACACCCUCACUCCCCUCUCUGGUGACCAGUACACAUCCUGCCUGUGUGGCAGCGAGCGUAAGACCCUUAGCUGGACCAUGAUUCCCACAGCCUUGGGGGUUGUGAAUGUGACUGUGACUGCUGAGGCUGUACCGUCCCAUGCUUCUUGUGACAAUGGGAUUGUCAGUGUCCCAGAACGAGGACGCAUCGAUGUGGUCACACGAUCUCUCAGAGUAAAGGCUGAAGGAACUGAGAUCACGAAGACACACAACUGGCAUCUCUGUCCUAAAGGAAGCACUUUGAAAAAGGAAAUGGAGAUGCAACUGCCCGAAAAUGUGAUUGAUGGAUCUGCCCGUGCUACAGUGUCAGUGCUGGGCGACAUUCUCGGCCGGGCUCUGCAUAACUUGACUGGACUGCUACAGAUGCCUUAUGGAUGUGGGGAGGAGAACAUGGUUCUUCUGGCCCCUAACAUCUACAUCCUCCAUUACCUACAAAGCACACAGCAGCUGACCCCAGCCAUCAAAGAGAAAGCAUCCAACUUCCUGACCAGUGGUUACCAGAGACAGCUGAACUACAAAAAUCAUCAAGGGGGAUACAACACGUUUGGAUAUGGACCAGGAAACACCUGGUUGACUGCCUUUGUACUGAGAUCUUUUUACAAAGCUCAGUUGUUUGUCUACAUUGACCCAACAAAGAUUGAAGAGUCAAAGAGCUGGUUGGUACAAAAACAAAAUCGAAGUGGAUGCUUUGAACAGUCUGGGAAACACUUCAACAACAGAAUGAAGGGUGGUGUGUCUGAUGAAAUAACACUGAGUGCCUACAUCACUUCUGCCUUCUUGGAAAUGAAUAUAUCUACAGACGAUGCUGUGGUGAAUAAGAGCCUGAUGUGCCUCAAAGAAUCCAUCAGUGGCCUCAGUAACACCUACACUUCAGCUCUGCUGGCGUACGUCUUCUCACUGGCAGGAGACAUGGAGACCCGUGCUCACCUUCUGAAGCACCUUGACACAGUGGCUAUAAAAGAAGGAGAUUCCAUCCACUGGUCUCAGACAGCAACAGAAACAUCUGACUCUUUGUCAGUGGAAAUCAGUUCUUAUGUACUGAUGGCCAAACUCAGUGCCCCCUUCUCUGCUGAGGACCUGGGCUACACAACAAGCAUUUUUAGGUGGCUGACUCGGCAGCAGAAUCAUUACGGAGGCUUUGCCUCCACUCAGGACACGGUGGUGGCUCUUCAGGCUCUGGCUCUUUACUCCACUGUGGUGUUCAGUUCAGAGGGUUCGAGCAUGGUAACUGUUUGGUCUCCUAGUGGUCAGCUGACAUUUGAUUGGAAUCCAGUCAACAAACUUCUCUACCAGGAGGUGAUGCUGCAGGACGUAAGAGGAAAGUUCAGCCUGGAGAUGAAGGGCUCUGCAUGUGCUUCAGUACAGAUUUCUCAACAUUACAACAUCCCAACCACCCCUGAUAUCACCACUCUGAGUGUGAAGGGGGAACCAGAGGCCGACUGUACCAGCAAGUCUCACAGACCCAGACUCACUCUGAAGCUUCAGUCUCUAUACAGUGGAAAGGAGAGCAGUACAAACAUGGUGAUCUUGGACAUCAAAAGUUUGUCUGGAUUUGUUCCAGACCCAGAGUCUCUGAAGCAACUUAAAAGUGCUCAGUUGGUGGAUCGUGUGGAACAAAAGGAGGAUCAUGUUCUGGUGUAUUUACAGGAGUUAACGACUGGAACAGCCUUCAACCACAGUUUAGAACUGGUACAGGAACUCCCAGUGCAGAACCUGAAGCCAGCCGUGGUCAAGAUCUAUGACUAUUACCAGCCAAGUGAUCAGGCUGAGAUUGAAUACAUCUACCCUUGUGCAGCAGGCAGUAGUCUGUGAUGGGACUGAGCAACACACUGAA